ACAGCCUCUGCCUCAGUAUUCCGUAAGACAGUGCGGGGGUAGGACGCACGCCGCCUCGCCUCCAUCACUCUUGCUCAACAUAGGCCAGCUUCCCCUCACUCCACAUCCGCCUCUUGAACCCCUCCUUCUUCUCCUCUUCCUCCUCCUCCUGCUCCCUCUCCUCCUCCUCCUCCUCCCUCUCUUCAAUACUCAUUCGCCUCCCACAUCUAUUUCCUCUCCUUAUCCUCCACCGUCUCCUCUUCUUCCUCUUCCUCCACAUCCUCCUGAUCUGAAAAGGAAGAUAUCAGUCCUGCUUCCCCUGUGACUGAACCCCCAUCUGUGUGUGUGUGUGUGUGUGUGUGUGUGUGUGUGUGACGGAUGCUGAUGUCACAGUUGCAACACAUGUUUUGAGAGUGUUGUUUUCUGAGAGAGAGAGAGAGAGAGAGAGAGAGAGAGAGAGAGAGAGAGAGAGAGAGAGAGAGAGAGAGAGAGAGAGAGAGAGAGAGAGAGAGAGAGAGAGAGAGAGGCGAGGGGGCGUGCUUGUAAUAGGAGAAAAACAACAAGAACACAGCAUCGUGCAUCCCUUAAUAGUGCCGGUAGACUUGUUUGAGGGGCCUGGAUGGUACUCGGCCCCAGCGCCCCAGGCCCCAGGCGCCAUCUUCUCUUGGCUCAUGCUGCCCCCCGGAACUCGUUCUUGAUUCACUUGGACGGUUUCCUCUAGAGUCCGGGUUGAUGGGUGGUCUUCAGGACAGCAUGUGGGUAGUUUUAAGCCACUCGGCGGUGACUGAAAAAUCCGAGGUGGUAGCGUGGGGAUUCGAACUCGCGUCGUCCAUCACGUGCUGAAUGUGGGGCCAGCACGCUACCACUCAGCCACCGCCUACCCAAAGGUUGCUGCGCGUUGCUGUUUCUCCUCUCCACGUCCUUGUGGCAUAAGUGUUGAGGGUGCGGGGUGACACUGGAGGGUAGAAGUGACGCGCAUUGGAGUCCACGCCCACCACGAUGGACUCGAGCACGUGCCUGGAGCUUGCCCUGGAGGGAGAGAGACUGUGCAAGGCUGGGGACUGCCGGGCUGGAGUGGCGUUCUUCGAGGCAGCCAUCCAGACAGGCACCGAUGACCUCAGGACGCUCUCGGCCAUCUACUCCCAGCUGGGCAAUGCUUACUUCUACCUCGGGGAGUACGACAAGGCGAUGGACUACCACAAGCUGGACCUGACUGUGGCGAGGACAAUGGGUGACCGUCUGGGUGUGGCCAAGGCGUCAGGCAACCUUGGCAACACUCUGAAGGUGAUGGGCAAGUUCAAGGAGGCCAUCUGCUGCUGUGAGCGACACCUGUCCAUAUCUCAGGAGCUGGAGGACAAGGUUGGAGAAGGGCGGGCACUGUACAACCUGGGUAAUGUGUACCAUGCACAAGGGAAGCAUCUUGGGCGUAUUGGGCCCCAGGAGCCGGGCGGGUUCAGCGAUGAAGUGAAGCACUGCCUACAGAAAGCAGUUGAAUACUAUGCAGCCAACUUGCGCCUGAUGGAGGAGCUGAAUGACCGCUCAGCUCAGGGCCGGGCGUGUGGCAAUCUUGGUAACACCCACUACCUACUUGGCAACUUCACACAGGCUAUCAGCUAUCACAGUGAGCGGUUAGCCAUAGCAAAGGAGUUUGGGGACAAGGCUGCAGAAAGGAGAGCGCACAGCAAUCUUGGAAAUGCCCACAUAUUCCUGGGAGAGUUUGAGACGGCUGCUGAGCACUACAAGAAAACCCUUCAACUGGCGCAGGAGCUUGGAGACCGUGCAGUGGAGGCCCAGGCGUGCUACUCCCUGGGCAACACCUACACCCUUCUGCGGGAGUUCCCUAUGGCCAUCCAGUACCACUUGCGCCACCUUGCCAUCGCCGAGGAGCUCAAGGACAAGGUCGGGGAGGGCCGAGCCUGCUGGAGCCUUGGCAAUGCAUACUCAGCCACCAACAACAAUGAGAAAGCACUACAUUAUGCUACGAGGCAUCUUGAAAUAUCCAAAGAGAUCGGUGACAAGACUGGCCAGGCUGCGGCACAGAUGAACCUGAGUGACAUCCGCAAGGUGCUUGGGCUCCCCCCGGCUCCCAUCGACCAGGAAUCAGCUGAGGAUGCCAAGGCAAGAGCCAGGAGGAAGUCUAUGGAAAAUAUGGACCUCCUGAAGAUGACCCCCGAUGCCAAGGGUGUCCUCCGAAAAUACCAGAGUGAAGAUGCUGGCAUUGGCUUUCACUCCCCAGAGGAUGCCCGCCACCCUGUUAACGGCCCCACCUCCUACACCUCUAGUUCUCAUGCCGAUAAAAAUCAGUCUGUCAAUGAGGAGUCCAGCAUGGAUGACGACAGUUUCUUCGAGCUGUUGUCAAGGUUCCAGAGCAAGCGGAUGGACGACCAGCGCUGCACACUCUCCAUUGACGGCAACAAAGAGAACCAUCCCCAGCAGCAGCAGAAGGAUGGGCCGCCACCACCUCCCUCUGUGGCCACUGCUACUGCCACCCAGACCAGGGACCAUGGUGGCUCCCUGACCUCCACUGGCUCCACCAAUGGCACCACAACUCCCUCUGAUAGUGGUGCAAACAAUUGCGGAGUGCUGGAGGAAUUGAUGGAGAGCAUUGCCGGGAUGCAGAGCCGCAGAAUGGAUGAGCAGAGAGCCUCCCUCCCUCAGCUGCCCGGCCUCAACAACCAGCAGGUCAUACUUCAGCGACUUUCGGUGGCAGGAAGUGACACGACACCGCUCCCGGAUGACAACUUCUUUGACAUGCUGAUGAGAUGUCAGGGUUCCCGUAUUGAGGACCAGAGGAGCUCCCUGCCUAAUGAGAGUCCUCUCACUCACUCCGCCCCAACCGUCCCAGAUGAUGACUUCUUCUCCCUCAUCAUGCGCUUCCAGUCAGGGCGCCUUGAGGACCAGCGCUCCACCAUGCCUCUUGAGGCCGCUGCCAGAAGCACGUCCCACCGCCGCACCACAGACGAGGAGGAGCCGCCAGUGCCGCCGCCCACCUCCACCCACCCACCGGCCUCCAAGGAUGGUCUGGUCAGCCGACUAGUGAAGGGCAGGAAAUGAGCUUGCGUGCUGGGAACUAAGAGAUGUUUUAUUGAUCUUAUUUUCUUAACUCGGGCCCUCAGAUUUUAUGCCAGAGUCAGUCUUCUCUGGUGCAGAUCUUCCAUGUAUGAAAUUUAUUUGGAAUUGCUGUUAUUUCUCAUUGUUGAAGACCUCUUGCUCCUCCUCAUCAAGGCUGUUCACUUAAAAUAUCUUUGCUUUAGGAGGGGGUCACAAAAGAACAAUUUUUCAGUAUGUUUUCUCUCAUCAAUCAUAAUUAAGCAGUGGUGUAACUGACUUUUAACAAGUGAAAAAUACCUCAUUACAUUUGUUUUAAAAAAGGAUCAUAACAUCUAUUUCUUGAACAUGUUUUCCUAUCAAUAAUUAAGAUACCCUAAUGAUUCCAUGGUAUGACUGGCUUUAAAAGAUGUGAAAUAUAACUCCUAUCCUUUUGUUGCAAGACAUUUGAUGAAGGAGAACCUCUCAUGGCAUUUGCUUGACUGCCUGAAGAACUUGUAUAGUCAUGGUAGUUACAUCAGGAGUCCCGAGAAGGGCUGCUGGAAGGUAACAGUUCCUCCCUCCAUGCAUUGAUGGUGUAUAUGGUGACAGUCUGAUUUAUGGCAGUCCGUGAGUGUUCGAUAGGCUGCGAGGGCUGUCAAGGAGGGUGGGGUACUGAAACAAACAAAUGGUAAGUUGCUUUUAAUUGCUCCAUCAGGGAGUUACUCUUAAAAGUUCAUUAAUUUAGAUACUUAAUAGUUAUUCUCAAAACAGUGUAUAGAAUCUUAAGAUUUUUUUUAUAUUACUUUUAUAUUUUUGUGAAAGAGAUAUUGCAAAGAGAAUAUUAUGUACAUUAGUUGUAUAUUGUGUAUAAAGCGGUGUGUACUUUUAAUGUGAGUCACUGAAGAAGUGUCAAGAGCGAUGCAUACACAGAAAGGACUAACUGCAUCUCUAGUACAUUACCUGGAAAACUGUUCCCAUUUAUUUUAUUGAACAAAGGCGGAACUACUGCAUCAACUACACCUCCAGCAAAUGUAGCUCCAAAACAAAUCAGCUGCACCUCUAUGGAAGAUAUUCAGAGGAACAAAACAAACUAGAAAGCAAUCCCUGGGGUGAUGUACAGUAGUGUAAUGAUUAUCUCCUGUACCAUAUCAAGAGGGCUAGAGGGCUUCACAGGCCCAUGUGUCACUAGGGAGCCCAUAAAUCCUUCUCACUAUCAGUAGGAUGGGUCUCAUGAUCUCAGCUACUCCUGAUAUGGUGAGGCCUCCCGGGCCUACCCAAGGACAGUGAUCUGAGGGACACAUUUGUUCUGUGAAGACUCAAGCACCACAUCAUAUCUGUGUACAUGUGCUUUCCUCGUCAUACCUGUAUGCAUGCCACCAGUUGGUCUUGUGCUUACUGUCACGUUCUAGCCAGUUGCUUGAGGGGCCGUCCCCUUCCUGCCCAACUGAUCACUUUCCCUUCUUUUGUGCAUGUAUGCCAGAGUUUUCACUUUUCCAGUGGGGUGUCACCUGCGUGCCCAAAGUAUCCCUUCCUCAGGUGCAAACACUCCGACCACAUUUUCCUUGUCUUCAGUGUGUUCAACAGCUGCUUCUUCCAAGACUUGUUCCUCCUGACUCCUUGUGAGUAAUAUUAGUAUUAUUGGCAAAAGGCCUCAAACAUGUAUAAUGCUAAUAUUAUUUAAGUCAGCUCAUUACUCAAAUAGUCCACUAUGUACACAGUUUAUGCUAAUGGAUGGAAUAACGUCAGGUUUGCCUCCUGCUGACACAAAGGCCGUAGCCUCGGCACAGGUCUGCAGGAUGCAGGCAUUGCUACAGUACAUAAGUUGACCAUAGACAGGAAAACCAGGCUGUGAUUGUAAUUAAGAACAGUAAAAGAUAAUGCCUCGUGAAGAGGGAAGCUGUCUGGCCACUUUCAAGUGGUAGCAAAGGUUUCCAAGUCACCCCUGGAUCCUCCAAGUGAACGUAACUGCCGCCAGAACAAUGUAUAGCUAAUACAGCAUGAGAGUUUGUCAAGUGAUUGACCAUUGACUGCUGUGACAAUCACAUGAAAACAGUAAUCAGUCCUCUUCAUUUCGAGUUUCAGAAAGUUUAGGUGAAGGCUUUUGAGAUAGUUUACUUACCUGACUGUUUAAACAUUUAUCCUGUCUAGUGACCCUCUACAUCCUCUCUCCACUCACUCACAGGGUGGCAGUGAUGGCAUUCCUCCUGUAAGGUGACCGGAUUUUCAGCUGCAUACUCCUAACUUUCCUACAUAGCCUGUUGUCUCAAGACAUUCUGAAAAUAUCUCAGCUUUUAUUAAAAAAAUUUCUUUAUUAAAAAAAUUUUUAGUGAGUUACUGUUGUCUUAUUUUAGUUAUUACAUAAUAUGCCAAAUUAUAUUUGCAUAUAAGAACAUAAUAACGUAGGAGUCUGUAAGAGGCCGGUAGGCCUGUACGAGGCAGCUCCUUCGAACCUAAGCUCCCGUGAAUCUAACCCCACCUAAUAUCGCUGUCCAUGAAUUUAUCUAAUCUAUUUUUGAAUGUGACAAUUGUAUUGGCAUUCACCACAUGACUGCUAAGCCUAUUCCACACAUCCACCACUCUGUUAGUAAACCAAUUUUUCCCUAUGUCCCUGUUGAAUCAGAAUUUAUCCAGUUCAAACCCAUUACUUCGUGUCCUACCCGGUCCUCUUACCAACAAAACUUUGUGACAUCCUUUUGCAUGGCCUUCUAAUCAGUGAUAAUGUCCCUGACUCCUGUCUCUUGCAAACUCUCCAUAAUGGAGUAGCUGUAACUAAAGUCCCAGUCUGUGCCUUCCAUGCAUGCAGUUCAUUUGUCUACUGUUCUUUCAGUGGAGCUUCAAAUUUAACCAUGCAAAAAUAUUAUUACAUUGACUACUUUCAUUUCAAGUAAAGAUUCUUCAAAAUCCUAGACGUAGGAAGUAUAUGAGACCUGUGCAAGCAUGAGAUGGAAAGGGAGAACUCUGGAAUCACUAUAUACUGGCAUGGAAGAAGCUUGUAAGAUGAAUGAACAGCAAAGAAGGAAGCAGAAUUGUUCUGCAUCUUUUUUUUAAUUUCAGGACCAUUUCCUGUCUCAAGUUAUCAGUGAAUUGUGGAACAUUGUGUUGAGGAUGUUGAGGUCAUAACCAGAGACAGGUGAGGAAAAGAGGGAAUGUGUCUUAAUUUUAUAAACCAUUGACAAAAACUUUCCUACUGUCACUUUACGCUCUUGUAUCUUCAGGCUCAGCACCCCCAGACUGCACACGUGGGAAGUGGAGAAAUCAUUGAUGAUUGUAAUGAUGAGUGUUAUUGUCAUUAUUAUUAUGAGUACUAGUAGCUGUAAUAAUGGUAGUAGUAGUAGUAUAGUAAAACCAUUUUCACCAGACCAUUUUGGUGUUGGUCACUGGGGGCCAGCCCCGCCCCACUGUGCUGUCACAUCUAGGUCUCAUAUUAUCAGAUUAGAGUCUAGGUGUAAAGUCUCUCUCUCUCUCUCUCUCUCUCUCUCUCUCUCUCUGAGGUUAUAAGAAACUUUUAUAGUUUCUGUGUAUAUUUAUUUUUAUAAAAAGGGUCGUUUUCAAAAAUUCCACGUAAUCAACAAAAUGAAAAAUUGAGGAAUACGUGGAUCAGCUGUCAGCCGUGAGGCGCAGGGCGAGGGGGAGAGUGACAGCCCGGGCAGCUUCCAUCCUGGGCGUGACCUUGAGGGAAGUGACCUGGGUCAGACCCUCAACACACUGGAAGUGUUAUGGUGGUACUCAUACAAAAUCAUUGUUAUCCUAAAAAACGAAACAAUCUUAACACUGUAUGGCCUUAUUGGAUUAUCAUAUCAUUAAUUAUAUUCACUUAGUAGUAGUAAAUAGCUGACACAUGAGAGGAAGAGAAAGGUGUUGGGACUGUGUGGCAGAGUGGUGGGGCAGAGCUGACCCACAGUGGUCAAUACCAAAAUGGUCUGAUAAAAAUAGUUUUUCUAUUGUAGUAGUAGUAAUAGUAAUAUAUAGUAUUUGUAGUAGUAGUAGUUACUUUUAUUAUUUAUUAUUAUUAUUAUUAAUGAAGUCCCACUCAAGGAAAUCUGGUCACCUUACCCUUUCAUUGGUCUCCAGUCUGACUCUCUUUGUUAAGAAUUUCAUUGAAGAAAAUAGGUAGAUCUUUUUAUUAAUUUUACUUUAUUACUUAUAUGAACUAUAGAUAUAUCAUGAUGAUGUUUACUAAAAGCUAGGUAAGGACAGAGUAUUUUGAAGGCAGGACCAAAUAGAGAAUAUUGCCUGUGUGGAUGAAGCCUUGCCAUUCUUUGUAAAGUUUGGCACUGUGCUUUGUGAGUCUUUAUCCAAGGCAGGGCACCAACCAGUCUGCCCUCAGCCACCCGGUCCUGAUGAGGUGAGGAGGGUGGUGCAUAUCGUCACCUUCGUAAACAAAGCGCCUAAGUCAAUAUUUUCUACUUUACAGGAAAUCAGAAAAGAACUGUCAUCAUCUCAUUUGGUUUAAGGUUUAGGCAGAAAUGAAAAGGCCAAUUCUAGAACACUCAAGCCCUGAAUGAUGAAGGCAACUAUACAAAAAUUGGCAUUACAUGUUGAAAAAUUGAUGUAGACAAAAACCUGGAUAUCGCUGAAAAAUAACAUAGGCAAUUAUUUUAUGAGGGUGACGAUAUACUUGCUGAGAAUCUCCAAGAAACCAUUAUUUUUUACUUCAUCAUUACUUUUUAUAUCUUUAUAUAGAUUUAGUCAGUAAUGUGAGAUUCAGAGAUGCCACAGCAGAGAUUUGUUUUGGAUCAAGAAUGGUAAUGAUAUCUUGGUUUAUAAAUAUCAUGUAAUAUUUUUAUCAUCAUUGUUUUUCAAGGCAAUGUGCAUAAUCGACUUUUAACUACAUACAUGCUUCACUGUCCUGUGUUUUAGCAUGUAAGCAUACAGUCCAGCCAGUUCUCAGAUAGUGUCCUUUACUAAGUGUUGCCCAGUGAAGCGCUGUAGUGUGUGCCUGUGGUAACAGUGCAGUGAGCUGGUCAUCCUCACCAGUGCUCUCUAAAGGCUAGUUUGGAGUCUUCCUCAUGUCUGUAAAGCACAACAUGUGUAGGUGGACAGACUUGAAGGAAUGUUUCUGUUCUGAUGACAGGGACAAGCCCACACACCUUUUGAAGAGAGCCAUUGAAUUCUAAGGAUUACAUUUUGUGGAUUUUCAGUAUGAAUGCAAAGUUCUACAUACAGUUACCUUUAUCUGUAAAUUAUGUGCUAGUUUUAUAGAAAAGAAAAAAAAUAUAGGGUUAACACAUUUUGCAGUAAUGCCAUACCAAUAUCCUUUUAGUUAAUAUUUUUGUGUCAAAUAUGGUUAAUUUCCUGAUAUAAGGCACAGGAGAGUACUCAGAGCAAGUCUUCUCUGAUUAACUCAGUGUUUCCAACUUUUCAUGCCAAGUUCAGUUUGAUGGGCCUUUCUUACUCAGACUUUGCCUCAUCAGAUGUCUUACUCAGAAUUUUGGAGAAUGUUGUUGAUUUUGUAACAUAUUUCUCCAAACCCACCUUUUUUACUCGCUCGUCCUCAUCCUCCUCAUUCUCCUCUCCUUUUUCCUCCAGUAUCCACGGUCAGACUAAGGGCCAGUUCGACAGUCCAACACAGUCAUUGUCAGCGCCCACAACAGACUAUAUUUUCCACAAUGAUCCUUUAUUUCUACUCAAUACCAGAUAUUAAAGAGGUUUCCUGUGUGGCUUCCUAAAGUGUCCUCUUUCUUAUAUGAACGUCAAACACUGUAUAAGGAAUUUUCAUCGUAUUUUGUGUUUGGUUGUGGAGCGUACAAACUUGCUGUACUGGACUGUAAAACUGGCCCUAAGGAUGCCAAUCAGAGCAGCCCAGUUUGUCAGGUUGUUUCAAGUGUAUAUUAAACUUUAAGCUUCUCUUGUCUUCCACUCCCUUGCUGUGUUCAUCUGCAUCAUUAUUUAGUCAAUCUUUGCUAGCUUUUACUGUAGCUUAACUGUUCUCAUUGUAUGUUUGUGCCCAUGUGUAUGUAAGUGUAUAUUUGUAUGAGUGUAUGAAUGAUCUCUAGACAUAUCAGAAUUCCCCUUUGGUCUCCAUUCACAUUAGCAGCCUCCCAUUACCCCGAUAGAACCCGGGUUCGAUUCCCGGGCAGAGUGGAAAAAUUUGGGCAGCUUCUCCGAUGCCCUAUGCCCCUGUCCACCCAACAGUGAAUGGGUACCAGGUAUUAAUCGGGGGUUGUGUCCCAUCUCCUGGGAUCUGUUCCCUUCUCCUCUAAUUCCUUCCCCUUCUGUCUCUCUCCGACAUAUGACCACAGAUGUUGCGCCGACUAAACAAAACUUUCCAAACUUUCCCAUUACACAGGUUUGAAUUAUCUGCUAAGUAUGUCAACUUUACUUCUAUUUCUCCUUCACUUCAUAUUUUAGGGACUUAUUCAGUCAUCCCAUUAUUUUCCUUUGUUUUAUAAAGCCCAUUAUUAUGUAGUAUAGAUCAUGGAUUUCACUUAGACAUCACCUGGUCACUAUAAUUUUGCACUCUAUUAGGUGAGCUCCUUGAAAACUUCUGCAACCAUGUCCUUAGAUUCACCUCAGACUGUCUGUGCUUUGUGUGUCCUCUUUCUAGGCUGCUUUUGACUUGUUUGACUCGUGCCAAACCUAGAGGGAUAGUUAGUUCCAGUAUGAGGUAUGAUAUUGCUAAGGCAGAAAACAGCAUUGCUUCCCGCAUAAUGAUGUACUAGUAUGAGGUUUCAUGUGGACGGUGGUGUUGGAAGGAACCACCAGACAAAUAGAACAUCUCUUUAAACAGUAACACACACACACACACACACACACAGGAGAGAAGAAGAGAGAGAGGGGACCUAAUAGCAUUGUACAGGAUACAAGAGGGAUUGGAGAAAUUGGACAGGGAAGACCUAGUGAUACGUGACAGAAGUGUGACAAGAGGCAAUGGUAAAAAAUUAAAGAAGAGCGACUGUAGGAGAGACAUCAAGAAAUACAGUUUUCCAUACAGAAGCAUAACAACAUGGAACGGACUUGACGAGGAGACUGUGUGUGCAGAAAGGAUUCAUGAAUUUAAAGCCAAACUGGAUAAUAAGUGUUAUGGAGACGGGACAGCACGAGCCUAGUACGGCUCUUUUCCUGUAUUUCACAACUAGGUAAAUACACACACACACACACACACACACACAUGCAUACAUGCACCCCAUGGUUGUCCGGCACUGUUCUGACAAAUAUAUGAGCAAGUAGUGUCGGGAAUACGUAAUGGAUAUUUCUUUACCUCUUCCAGCAAGAGUCCUAGUAUAGUAAAAGGGGGCCUGGGCUGCUUAAUAAGUGGUCCUGUCUCCCCAAAAUGGGAAAGGGAAUUGUGUAACUGUUAAAGAAUGAACAUCUAGAAAGUAAACAUGGCCAAAUCUGUUGAUGUGCCGGGGUUACCAUUGUUUGGAAGUUCUAACAACUUAUCAAACCAAUACAUGAUAUGAUUGAGUAUUCACUAAAAGCAAAGUCCUGAAAGAGUGGUAAAGAGUGGAUAUAACUCCAUUUUAUAAAAGUUGAAGUUAACCCUUUCAAUACUGUGACGCAGACGUCUGUGUCACAGUAUGGAAAGGGUUAAGAGGAAAUGGAAAAGGAUUAAUCCUCUUCUAAGCCUCUUAAUCCUCUUCUAAACCUCUUAAUCCUUUUCCAUUUCCUCUUAAGAGGUUUAGAAGUGGAUUAACCCUUUCCAUACGGUGACGCUGAUGGUGACGUCGACGUCAGCGUCACCGAACUGAAAGGGUUAAAGAACUGUUAAAUUAUAGACCAGUAGCUAACUUUGACAAGCAUUGUAUGUAACAUCUUUGACAGACUAAUCAAGAAACAAUGGAUGGAAUGUUUAGAAAGAAAAUAAACAGUAACAGUGAGUGACAGUUUGGUUUUAGAAGGGGGUGAUCAUGUGUUACUAAUAUGGUAAGUUUCUACUCUAGAGUGAUGGAAAUAACACAAGAAAGCGAUGAAUGGGCAGACUGCAUAUAUCUGGACCUAAAAAAGCAUUUGAUGAAGUUCCACAUAAAAGAUUAUCAUGGAAACUCAAAGGCACUGGAGGUUUGAAGGCAAAUAAAAAAUGGAAGACUAUUUGGAACGAAGAGAAAUAAGAACAGUGGAAGAAAGCGACUAGUGGAGUGCCACAAGGUUCAGUACUUGUGCUGAUUGUUUCUAAUUUAUAUAAAUGACAUGCCAGAAGUGAACAGUUACAUGAGCCCGUUUGCAAGUGAUGCAAAAUUACUGAGGAAAAUAAAAAGCCACAAGGACUGUGAAGAGUUUCAGAAAGACAUUAACCCGGUAGCAGCAGGGAUCAUGUUCCUUAAUGGUCCCUCUAAGCGAGAAAAAUGAGAAAAAAUCACCCCUUACACAAACCAUUUCAUAAUAUAUAUCAAAGCAUUUGUGAUCAGAUUAUGUAUCAUCUAUUUUGGGGGGUUUAUAUCAUGGCACAAAUCUGGCCAGUCGCUUCUACACAGUAAAGCCACAAAUUUGGCCCGUUGCUGCUACCGGGUUAACUAGAUAUAUGAAUGGAGUAAAACAUGGGAAAUAAAAUUUAUUGAAAGAAAAUGCCAUGUCCUAGAAAAAAGGGAGAAAGACCUGGGAGUGGUGUUUCAGGAUAAUUUGUCACCAGAGAAUAUACUAUAUACAAUAUAAAUGGAGAUACAUACAAUAUGCUAAGGAAUAUAUUAAUUGCAUUUCACUACCUGGAUAAAGGUUGAUGAAAAAAUUAUAACCACAAUGAUUAGACCAAAACUGGAAUAUACAGAAGUUGUAUGGUUACCUCAAAAGAAGAAACAUGUGAAGAAGCAGGAAAAAAUAUUGGUACCAGAAUUGGGAGAUCUAACUUAACCCGGUAGCAGCGAUGGGCCAAAUUUGUGGCUUUAACAUGUAGCAGUGAUGGGCCAAAACAUUCAUGACUUUAACCUGGUGGCAGCGGGGAUCAUGUUACUUAAUGGUCCCUCUAAGCGAGAAAAAUGAGAAAAAAUCACCCCUCACACAAACCAUUUAAUAAUAUAUAUCAAAGCAUUUCUGAUCAGAUUAUGUAUCAUCUAUUUUGGGGGGUUUAUAUCAUGGCACAAAUUUGGCCUGUCGCUGCUACACGGUAAAGCCACAAAUUUGGCCCGUCACUGCUACCGGGUUAAAUCAAAGUUAGACAGAAACAGAUGUAAAUAAGACAACAAGAGCCUGGCUCAAAUCCUGUAUACUUCAGCUAAGUAUAUACACUGAGUUAAUGUUAGACAAUUUUAGCCAACCAACUUUGGAAGAAGAGGAGGAGGAAGGAGACAUGAUCAGGCUAUACAAAUACGAAUGUGACAGAAGCAAUCAUUAUAGAGAAAUAUAUAUAACCUGUGGGAAGAUAUGCAAUGGAGAGAGAAGGAAGGUUUACUGAAAUUAUUCAUGUAUCUAAACCAAGCAAUUAAUCACUGGGAUCUUUACCUGAUAAACUGCAGGUGUGAAAAGUAUAAUACACCAAUUUAAGGAUAUUUACGAUUAAACUGUUUUAGGGGAUAGGACAUAACAGGCUUGACUAAACUGUACAAAAUAUGAAUAGUUAAGGACACACACACACACACACACACACACACACACACACUGGAGAAAUUGGACAGGGAAGACCUAGUGGUACAUGAUAGAAGUGUGACAAGAGGCAAUGGUAAGAAAUUGAAGAGCAACUGUAGGAGAGACAUCAAGAAAUACAGUUUUCCAUACAGAAGCAUAACAACAUGGAACGGACUUGACGAGGAGACUGUGUGCAAAAACGAUUCAUGAAUUUAAAGCCAAACUGGAUAAUAAGCGUUAUGGAGACGGGACAGCAUGGGGCUAAUACGGCUCUUUUCCUGUAUUUCACAACUAGGUAAAUACACACACACACAGACACACACACACACACACACACACACACACACACACACACACACACACACAAGAAAGAGUCCCAUUAGCUAAGUGUGCACAAAGUUCCAAAGAUUAGCCAACAUUUAGUCUUGUAAUAAUUCAAAGGGGAUCAUCAGCAUUAAUCUCAGCCAUGUUAUAUACAGUAAGGUAAACAUACUGUCACGGUGUAUUAUCGAGUCUGCCAGUUAUGGUUUACCCAACGUUUUCUUACUGGGAUCAAAUGUUUUACUAUAGAGUCCUAUAUUUUCUUUUAAUUUGUACAUGAGAUUUGUGUUAUGUUUUGGUGACAUGAAGAUGAAAUGUGUCUGUAGAAACAUUUCAUCUUCCUGUUCCCAGACGUUGCCAUAAGGAUGACCUGAACAUUGUAGUAUAUUGUAGUAAAUUAUACUACAGCAUUUACUUUUGCAGUUACUGUAAACAAUAAUGAAUAAAUUGUGAACCUAAA
Molecule: messenger RNA, 13288 nt
Organism: Eriocheir sinensis (Chinese mitten crab)
Lineage: Eukaryota; Metazoa; Arthropoda; Malacostraca; Decapoda; Varunidae
Gene: pins
Product: G-protein-signaling modulator 2-like
Exons: 14
Coding region: 979-3033 (684 amino acids)
Molecular function (GO): GTPase regulator activity; protein binding
Source: RefSeq, a predicted model, not a curated record